Molecule: messenger RNA, 2127 nt
Organism: Aspergillus novofumigatus IBT 16806
Lineage: Eukaryota; Fungi; Ascomycota; Eurotiomycetes; Eurotiales; Aspergillaceae
Product: putative forkhead transcription factor Fkh1/2
Exons: 5
Coding region: 1-2127 (708 amino acids)
Biological process (GO): regulation of transcription by RNA polymerase II
Molecular function (GO): protein binding; RNA polymerase II cis-regulatory region sequence-specific DNA binding; DNA-binding transcription factor activity, RNA polymerase II-specific
Source: RefSeq, a predicted model, not a curated record
AUGCCUCUAUCGAAUCGGCGCCGCGCGCGGCGCAAGGAAAUCCAACUACAGGAAACAUCAGACGCGGAGGCUCCGGACUCGUCGCCAUCUCGGCCUUCGAAUAAGAAGCGCAAGGUCGAUCACCGCCCUUCCCCUCCUGCUCGUCCCGCCAAAGCGCAAGAAUCCGCCGAUGAGGCCGACGACUCGUCCCCCGAAAAUGAACUGUCCGCCAACCAGGACCUGGUGGACAUGGUCAUAUCCUGUCUGAAUGUCGCCCGGGAAGAAGUGCGCGUGUCACGGGACCACUCGAACAAGAAGACGGAGAACACGCAGAGUAUCCGCGCAUAUGCGAAAAUCGCCGGCCGCAACUGGACCUAUUACGUCAAAACACUGCAUGUCAACAUCGGACGCGAACCGGAUCGCGAGCCGAAGCUGGAUGAGCAGUCGAGUCCCGUUACGAUCGCUGCAAGGGCCCUCCCGGACGUCCAUGUCGAUCUGGGUCCGAGCAAGUUCGUCUCUCGUUUGCACGCGGAGAUCUUCUAUGACGGCGGGGAGACCCCUUCCUGGCACAUCCGCGUCAAUGGACGCAAUGGGGUUCGGCUGAACAAUGUCAUUCUGAAGCGCGGGACCGAUGCGAUUAUCUCCUGCGGCGACAUCAUCGAGAUCGCCAACACCCAGAUGAUGUUCGUCACUCCUGGAGACAAGGCCAAUAUCCAUCCCAGUUUCGUGGCGCGCGCGCAGCGCAUCGCCAACGGUGAAGAAGAAUUGCUGUCUUGGGAUCCCACCCAGCACUCGCAUCCCCAGCCAUCGCAAUCGAGCGCGGUGAUGAACGACCAGACCUCAGCGACCGCUUCAGCCGGCGCCAGCGGUCAGCCAUCGCUUGCCCCCGCCCGCAACACCGUCGGUCCGCGCACCGCCAAACAGUCGCCGCUCUAUAACCGCGGUAUGAUGAUGGAAAGCACGGAGGAGAUUGACUACAGCAAAGACUCGGCGAAGGAUCUGAAACCGCCAUAUAGCUACGCCACCCUGAUUGCGCAGGCGAUCUUCUCCAGCGAGGAGGAGAAGCUCACUCUGAACAGCAUCUACAAUUGGAUCAUGGACAAAUACGCGUUUUACCGGCAUUCUCAGAGCGGAUGGCAGAACUCCAUCCGUCACAAUCUAUCGCUGAACAAGGCGUUCCAAAAAGUCCCUCGGCGUACAGACGAGCCAGGAAAAGGAAUGAAGUGGCAGAUUGCCGCGGAAUACCGCGAAGAGUACUGGAAGAAGCAGCUCCGAAAGGGAACUACUCAAUCUUCCGCCCCGUCGUCGCCUGCCACGAAAGAGCCUGUGUCGCGGGGUACUAACAACCACUCCGAAAACGUCUUCAAUGGCAAGAAAUCGCCGGCAGUGUCCUCCCCAGGAUUUAGCUCGUUCCCCGUAGCACCCGUGGAGGCCUACACGCCGGAACGGGGCUCGCGGGUCGCUCGUGGUGUCGACCAUCCUCUGCGCAACACCAGUGCUCGGGAUUACGAGGAGCCUUCCCCGUUGCCUACACGUUCUGCCACCAAGAAUCACGGGGCCGGCAGCGCAUUGACUCGUGCCUAUGGACUCUCUGACAAUGUGGUGAAUUCGCCGCCCGUUCUCUCGUCAUCGUACUACGAUGAUGGCCCGUCGUCGAUGAUUACGCCGGCCCCGCAGCGGCAGCAGCCUCGACUUCCGCCUCCUAGCACAGCCCAAAUCCCGUCCAAGUUCAUGCCGAUGAGCUCGCCUGCACAAUUCUGGAAAUUCGCGGACAUUGGUAGCACACCAGCACGACCAGUGCCCGACAUGAGUCCGCUCAAGGGCGAAGUCGGAGAUGGCAUCGCCAAUUUCCCAAGCAGUAGUCCUCCGCCGCCGAAUCUGGUCAGUCCCAGUAAGCCGGGGACAUCGAACGGUCUCGGACACGGACGGACCCUUCCGCCGCUGCGAACCGAGCCAGGAGACCUCGGGGAAGCAAGACCGGGUGUCAACGGGGCGGUCAAGUCGGAGCGACCGAUGGCGCCGGCGGGGCCGGAUGCGGAUGAUGAUGACGAAGAAGGAGGUUUCGAUCUCGCCAGAGGUUUCCAGCCGAUUGGAUCAUACCAUCGGCAACUGAGCAAUACCGCUCGCGCGAGUGCAGCGACCUCUUGA